Drosophila subobscura is the source of this 1469-nucleotide messenger RNA. RefSeq lists its product as uncharacterized. The transcript is spliced from 5 exons. The coding region runs from base 443 to 1027 and encodes 194 amino acids. NCBI's taxonomy places the organism in Eukaryota, Metazoa, Arthropoda, Insecta, Diptera, Drosophilidae. The record is from RefSeq and is a predicted model, not a curated record.
GGUCGUCGGGUUUCGGUCGUCUGUUUGGUGUCGUUGUCGGGUAGUGCUACCGCGUUGUUGGCCCCAGGUCUACAAGUAUUUGUACCUGUUGCUUUACCCUUUUUUAUGCCCGUCGUUCUCCAAGCGCCUAUAUAAACAAGUGCUCUCAACGGAUUUGCGUUUAUUCUGCAUUGUCACACCUAACGCUCAAGAUUCCCCUAAGCGGAGCAAGAGAAUUUAAUAAGAAUUAUUAUAUGAGUACUUUGUGGACACUUUACAAAUAUUAAUAGACCGAAAAAGUACCACAUUUGUUUAGUAAAAAAGUACAUUUACAGUAAAAAAGUACAGUUACAGUGAAAAGUGUGGAAAAGAUUAUAAAGAACUUUCAAAACUUAAAGAAACUUUCAAGCUCUUUGCAAAUAAUUUAAAUUACUUGAAAAAGGAGUUGCAGUUAUAAGAGUACAUGAUGUCCACAACGUGCGGCUGCUCACUCGUCCAGUGGGGCAUUGUCAUUGUGCUGCUGUCAGUUGCCACAGGGCCGGGAUAUGCCAUGCCACGUACUGGCCUGCCAACGCAGUUGUUGUUCAGCGAAUUGCUCGGUGCGGGCGGUAAUGAGGACAACACCUAUUAUGGCGAGCAAUUGAGGUACCAGCAGCAGCAGCAGCGGCAGCAACAGGAACAGAAACAGCAGCGGCUGCCAUCGUUUGCCAGGAAGUGGCCCUCGCUGCGGGAUCUUCUGCUUACCGCCGACUAUGAGGAUCUUGGCGUGCCACAGGAUAGCAAUGAGCGUGAGCUGGUCACCAGUUCCCGCUUGAUCUCUCGCCUGCACAAGCUCAGCGAGAAUGGAGGCGGAGGCGAGGAGUUGCGCUACAAUUUGGUCAACGAUCUAACCGACAUGCCCGCCAAGAAGGUGGUGCCCAGUGCCUCACUCAAAGAGCACAACACCAAAAAGAAUGUGCAAUUUCGUAAACAAUACAUGUCGCCGUGCCACUUUAAGAUCUGCAACAUGGGCCGCAAACGCAAUGCCGGCUCCUAUGUGCCGUACUAAAGAGCAGAACUACCAGAACUACUCUGACAAGUAAACCACAUCUGUCUCCCUCUAAACAACAAAGAAAAACCAAAAACUAAAAGCAGCCAAAAGUAAAAUAAAAGCAGAACAAUUUAACAGAAUUUGCACUGUCACAGAUUUGUGGAACGCGUUCAAAUGCCAAGUAUUGUCUAUUGAUUUAGUAGUUAUGAUUACACUAUAAUGUAUUUUAAACAAAUGUCUCGACACACUCACACGCACACCGACACACACACAUUACACAAAGACACCUCUCCCCUAGUCUUGUCUCUCUUUCCCCCAACUCCCAACCCAUAUGAACACAUACCAAGUAUUUCCAUAUUAGUUAUAUGAAUAUUAUCUAUGAUUCUUGUUGUAUUCGAAAUACAUAUUAAGCAAAACCUUAUAUAUACCACAAAAUAUUUAUUAAAAACUUAAAAAAACA